Molecule: messenger RNA, 3563 nt
Organism: Leptidea sinapis
Lineage: Eukaryota; Metazoa; Arthropoda; Insecta; Lepidoptera; Pieridae
Product: protein rolling stone-like
Exons: 6
Coding region: 192-1070 (292 amino acids)
Cellular component (GO): membrane
Source: RefSeq, a predicted model, not a curated record
GUGACGCGCGCAUCGCAGAGUCUCAACGAUCGCACAUGCGCAUAACUCAGUGUUUUAUUCCGAUUUUAAAAACAUCGAACGGAAACAAGAAGCCUCGUCGACACAAUAUAAGUGAUUUUUCAACACGUCGCGAUUUCAACGUGCAAGAGUUGCACGUGUUGCUAUACGAAUGAGAGUAACUGGAUCUAUCGAUGAAGAAAUCCUUUAAGCCAGCUAUGUUGGGCCGGAUGUGGCAGGCCAGUCGACGAGGACUCAACCUUGAUCACACACCUGCACAUCAGUUCGCCUGCUGCCAAUGGCAGAAGGGCCAUAGACCGGCCACAUUGUAUUUAGUCUAUAGAUGGUUAUUAUUUCUAUCAGUACUAUCAAUCGGUAUUUCAAGCUUCGCCUGCCAAAGACUGCCCAGAUUCUACGAUGGGCCCAAGAUAGAGCUGAAUUACUUCAAGUGGUUUAUAUACUUCACAAACUGGGGCUACAUCAUGAUAAUAAUCCAAGCGGGCCUGGCACUCAUUGUCGUCCAGAAAUACAGGAAUCAGAAGACUUUUUGUAUCCCUUGUGACGAUGAGGAGAUCCCGCUGCCGCGGCGACAGAAGACCCCAGUGCUAUGUCGGCUGUACUGGCUGUCACACAAUAUUGCCACAGACCUGGCCUUCGUCAUCACUCUCGUGUAUUGGACCUUAGUGCACGAUCCUAAAAUACAUGAAAUCAACGCGCUAAACAUUUUGGUCCACGGCUGUAACUCUCUGGUGAUGAUAAUUGAGCUGGUUAUGACAGCGCACCCCAUCAGAGCCACGCAUGCCAUAUUCGGCGCCGGCGCAGGUCUCAUGUACGGGAUCUUCAGCGCGCUCUACUGGGCAGUGGGUGGGACUGAUAAAAUUGGGCUCUCAGCCAUUUACCCAGCACUUGAUUGGAAUAAGCCUGGAUCUGCAUUUGCUUUCGUCGCCCUCUGCGCGGUGGUGAUGAUAUUCGCACACAUCAUCGCCACGUGCCUGGCGCUGCUGAGGAUGAGGAUCGCGGCGAGACUUCGACCAUCCUCACACCUGGAUAAGUAUACCCUGCCGACACACUGAAGGUUGAGGAAACGGGACUAGACAAAGCUCAUGUGGCUUCAAAAAUUGAAGCAUUCGUUUUGGAGUUUAAAAAUAUGUUUCGUUUAAAUAAUUCACAGGUGUUCGACCAAUUCUCGAAACAGCACAUGACAAAAACAAUUUAUUUUUAAAUUUCAUUUAGUUUGUACGCUUAAUAUUAUUAUUAUAUUUGUUGCAUAAAUGCAAUGCGGAUUAUUUUUAAGAUACGAGUGAUAGAAAGACAUUUUAGUAAAAUGGUUAUGAACCUUAUCCGAUAAUUAGUUGUAACCUGUUAGAGAUCAUUGAUUUAGGAAGGAGUUCUGUUAGGGGUCAUUGAAUGCUUUUAAAAAUGUUUGUAAAACUGUAUUAUUAAUAAUUGAAUAAUUAAUAACAUAAAAAACAAAAAUGGCAAUACAAUACUCAAAUGGCGAAUAGUAAGUCUAACAAAACUCGUUACGAAGACUUUAACCAAUACAGAGGCAUUCGCGUGUAAAUAUUUCAAGUGUAUCUGAAUGUAAAAUAGUAGGUAGUAAAAAUAAAUAAUUAUAUCAUUCCUUCUGUAUAAUAAAACAAUGUUUUGAAUUCAUACCUAAAUAUGCCUAUAGACUAAGAAAAUUUAUGCGUCUAGAUAGACUAGGACAGCUGUGAAGUCGUCCAAAAAAAAUAGUGGCAAACUGUUAACCUCAGUUCUUUGCAAAAGCACACACACUAUAACAAUAUGACUAAUGUAUCGUGAGUAUAAGACGUGGCUUUCAAGUACAGUAAGAAACCUGGGCUGUUGUGAUGCGUUGCCUUUAGCAAGAGACUAUCUAGAUGUACAAAUUAUCUAAGCCUUUAAGUGCGUUAUGAAUAUGAUUGAGGUUGCAGUGACUUUUUCCGCUACUCGCUGUAGGAGUAUUGGGCAAUGGAUAGAGAAUGGUAAAUGCAUUAACAACAUUUUUCCCACGUCCUUAAAUGGAACUUUGAUUUUAUCUAAUGCAUAAUGAAACAGUUCUCGCUUUUACGUUAGAGCGUAUUUAGUCUGAACAUUUGUCUCUGAAUUGAUGAAUUCUGAUUAUGCUUAUACGGAGUAACAGUAGCAAACUAACCACCUAAUUUAUAAUGCACCCUCAUUUAGUGCUCGACCGACGGUCAGCGCUGAUGUUGGUCAAGCGUAGCUCGUAUCUGUACGCGCUGACCAUAUUGCGUGUGCUCAGCUGACAGCAAACAUGAUUGCGCGUGUACAAUUGCAGUAUCCGCCAUAGCGCUGUCAGCGGACCGACGUACGCUCGACCGACGAUUCUUGACGCGACGUAGCUCUACGCGCGUAGGGAUUCGGUAGCGCUGGAUUGUAUGCGUUCAUAUGUUUUCAUUGAUAUAGCUACGCUUGACCGACGUCAGCGCUGACCAUCGGUCGAGCACUAAAUACAGCCUUUAGUAAUGAUUGCAUUGAUCACAAAAUUGCUAUUUACUACCACUUUAGGAAAGUGCACUUGCUAUCCUCGAAAUAGUGCACAAGAAAACUCAUUCCACAGUUCGAUUACACGUGGCAGGAAAGUCGUUGAAAACCUCAAUUAUUUAGCAUAGCGACGCGGUAAAUUCUGAAUAUUGGCAGCAACUUUAAAAAAGCAGUUAUCAUUUUUUGGCAUUGUUAUUUCCAACAAAUCGUUAGGUGUAUAAUGUUAGAACCUAACCUUCAUUGUUGACGCACUUGAACACCGUUGUUGUCAAAAAGAGGUUUCGGUCUAAAGACCGAUAAACCACAGUUUAACACAACUACUUAUAUCGAAUCGACGAUUAAAUUUCACUUACCAAAUAAAGCUAAAAUGAAGAAGCCAAUUUAUUUGUAGCAUUUUCUUGCAUUUAAUGUGAUUGAAUCCUCUAAAGGAAGCUCUAGUAGUAGUAGUAUCUAGCAGUUAUUAGAAAUGACAUCAAAAAGAAUUCUAAAGGAAUCAAUUUUGAGAAAAUAAAUGCCUUUUAUGCCUUUUUAUGCCUUCUGUAUCAAAAUGACGUAUUGGAUAUUAAAAAAGCAAUUAACGCAUAACAAAUCAAAAUUUGACACACAUUAUCGAAUAGCCAGGUUUCCUAUUCGCAAGUAUAUUCUUAAGUUUAUGAUUCAAUUAAAAGUAGAGGAACCCACCUCUAUAGAUUGCUAUAUUCCUGUAUAUGUGUUAGGUAGGUCACGUUUUUUGUAAAUAUUUAAUUGAAAGCAAUUGUCAAUUAAGGGUAUAAAGCUAGUGCCGUUUCAGUAUACUAAUAAGGUAACUGGUUAUAACCAGCUCAAAGGGGACUGUUAAUUAUAAAUGUAAAUAAUGUCUAUGUGUAUUGAAUGUGUGUGUUAUAUAAGGUCAAACCGCACUUGUAUGUGACGUGCCGUUUCUUGAGCGCUUUUUGGUUGUUUUUUGAUUGAAUGGAACGAGACAAUGGUACGUGUGAAUGCCUUCCCCCAUUUUACUGUCAAAAAAUUAAAUUAAUUUCACCUUAGUGCAACAGCUAUUUCCUUUAGUUUUCUUUUUA